AUGUACUUGUCCAUCGGUUCGGCGAAUUGGAAUCGCCGUAGUCUGACUUUAGACUUAGAACUCAAAGCUGAAGUGGUGGACGGCGACACGGUAAUGUCUCGAAAAGGGGUAAUUGUGGGCAAGUAUCAAUGUCCCUUCCGUAUUCGAAAGUUUCAGGAGACGACGGGUUUGAGUUACAAGAAGCUGAAUACCAUGACGUUCAUUGAGACUGCAGACCAGCUACGUCUUGCGGUGACUAUUGAAUUGUCGAUGUUGGCCAGAAAUACUUUUCAGUGCAAGAAUCAUUUCUUUGUUAUCACACGAGGCAAUUCGAAAGAUUAUCUGACAACCUGGUAA
Molecule: messenger RNA, 336 nt
Organism: Peronospora farinosa
Lineage: Eukaryota; Oomycota; Peronosporomycetes; Peronosporales; Peronosporaceae
Source: the annotation of a GenBank genome assembly